Salvelinus namaycush (lake trout) is the source of this 490-nucleotide messenger RNA. RefSeq names its product dynein regulatory complex protein 9-like. Lineage: Eukaryota; Metazoa; Chordata; Actinopteri; Salmoniformes; Salmonidae. Gene Ontology annotation, cellular component: cytoplasm; sperm flagellum. The transcript has 4 exons. Gene Ontology annotation, biological process: cilium organization; sperm axoneme assembly. The record is from RefSeq and is a predicted model, not a curated record. The coding region runs from base 53 to 490 and encodes 145 amino acids.
UGGUAUGCUUGCUAUCUAAGCUGUAAUUUUCUCCUAUUCAGCCCGUAUUCAUAUGUUUUUGUGGAAGUUUGUGUCAGCCGACAUUGGACAGGUCCUUGAACAGCAGAAAGGGGCAGAGCAGAACCUGAAAGCAGCCCGUCAGUUUGAGAGAGAGUCUGGGAGACUGUCAGAUGCCACCCGUGAGCUGCACAGAUCCCAGAAGGAACUGAACCGCACGCUAGAGGAGGACCCACUGUCCCCUGACAACCUGGCCAAGGUGCAGAGAGACAGUCAGUUUGUGGGUCACGUGAUUGCUGAUGUGUUGGCAGAGCUGCAAGAGAAAGGGACCUUUCACAGCUUGCUUUUCGCUGUGGAAGAAGAGAAAAGAAGGAAGGCCAACCUCCAGGACAUAAUAAUCAGGGAGGAGGGCAGCCGGCGGAGGACCAAAGCUCUUCAGAGACAGCUGCUUGACAUCCGCAAGGAAAAAAACUCUGGAGCUGCAGCGACGUGA